This is a messenger RNA of Desarmillaria tabescens, 1242 nucleotides long. RefSeq lists its product as uncharacterized. The transcript has 2 exons. The record is from RefSeq and is a predicted model, not a curated record. NCBI's taxonomy places the organism in Eukaryota, Fungi, Basidiomycota, Agaricomycetes, Agaricales, Physalacriaceae. Bases 1 to 1242 code for a protein of 413 amino acids.
AUGCCCCCUCGACGCGUGUGGGAUCUUUAUAGCAAUCGUGUGGUACCCCAAGGAAUUGUCACCGAGAAGAAACCAUGGGCGAUAUCAUACGCAUGGAUGGAUCCUGAACAUCUUCCCAUCCAUAUAAAUGGCAGUUUGGAUCUCGUCCGAAUUGAGAUGUUGAGACUCGGCGCAGAAUACAUCUGGUUGGACGUACUCUGCUUGAGGCGACACAGAAAAGAGGAGAAUGAGCCUCUGCGUGAGGAGGAAUGGAAACUUGACGUACCCACUAGCGGGUAUGUUUAUCACGAAACCGAGAUAAUCGUGUACUACUUCUGCGGACUGGGAGGGGCCUUCAGCUUGACGAUGGAUGACUUGCAUAGUUCCCGAUUUUUGAUGAACCGUGCGUGGACGUUACAGGAGAUAAGCAGGAAGUGGAUCAUUGCCGGGGUCACUAGCGAUGGAGCAGUGGCGACCCCGCAGACGGCCGCGGAGCAGGACUACAAGGUCGUGCUGGACAGGAUCCAUAAACAAUUGGGGUUGCUGGUAGACAUCGUACACCGCGUCGACAAUGUGUUUGACUUGCUAAUGCAUCAUCGCAAACGCCAGUCAGAGCAUGCGGUGGAUCAUGUCGCAGCAUUGGUAUUUCCCCUACGGUUCAAGGAAAUACCAACGUAUGAUGAGACACAGUCUGUUGAAGAUCUUUGGCUCGCUGUGGUAAACACCAUGCGAAAGAAACACCGGGGAGAUCUGUUCUUCCUGUAUCCUACACCUGGGAGCGAACGGACUUGGAGACCAUCGUGGAACCAAGUCAUCACUGAGCAGUGUCUUCCGGAAGGCAAUGUCAAUCUGUACGCAGAUGUAGAGCGCCACGAAGAGACGGAUUCUGAUUGGUACGACAGGAUGUGCAUUGAAGAGGGCCGGGUACAGGGACUGAGUGCAGAAGAUCCGAAAGGGUCACUACGACAUGGGAAAUUAGUUGUCAAAGACAAAACCGGGACACUGCAUUCACUCGAAGUCGUCGCCGCUCAUCUAUACGAUAUACCCGACGAUUCGUACAAGUUGAUAGCCAGCGGCCAACGGAAAAAUGGUGCAUUCGUGACCCGUGCGCCAUCAACAGAAAUUCAUUGGGUCGCCGGACGAAGAUUGCCAGAGCAGAAGUUUGAGAAGGUCUCCGUGUUCACGAUGAGGGAUGCGGAGGAGAUACAAAUGUUGAAGAAAUUGAGAAUCACUAAACGGUCAAUUCAGAACUAUCUUGUUUGA